This is a messenger RNA of Ictidomys tridecemlineatus (thirteen-lined ground squirrel), 8847 nucleotides long. RefSeq names its product BACH transcriptional regulator 2 (gene Bach2). Lineage: Eukaryota; Metazoa; Chordata; Mammalia; Rodentia; Sciuridae. Gene Ontology annotation, molecular function: DNA-binding transcription factor activity, RNA polymerase II-specific; protein binding; RNA polymerase II cis-regulatory region sequence-specific DNA binding. The record is from RefSeq and is a predicted model, not a curated record. Gene Ontology annotation, biological process: regulation of transcription by RNA polymerase II.
AGCAGCGGCCGUGCACGCCCGGGCUGCGAUCGCAGCAGCGCUAACGUGAGCGCCCGCCGCCGCCCUCGCCACCCCGCCUGCCCAGUCCCGCCGCCGCCCGGUUCUCGAUUUUCCCCGGUCUCCCCUCGCCCCUUCCCCUCCCCCUUCUCAGCACACUCGGGGGGCUGGGAACGAGCUGCCAUGUGAUGCGCGUCCCCUCAGCGAGCUUUCGUUGACCCUCGAAUCGCCCACCGUGCCUGCUGCCGGGAGGGGGCUGCGGGCUGGAAAGACGCGGGGAAGAAGAGGCGGAAAGGACUCAAAGUUCUCUGGCGAGUGCAGCUGUCAGCUUCAGGAAGUGAGGGCUCCAGGAACAAAAAGGAUCUUCAAGAGCUGCCUCGCAUUGUGACAUGUCUGAUCCCUUGCUACCAUCCCUGCAGCAUGAACAAGGUGGACACUCACUGACCUAUCACAAGGUUGCCCUGCAAAACUUUGGGGUCCAUGUCUGAAUGGAUUGCUGUAGCCUUCUCAUCUCUCCCUUCGCCCAGUUCCCUGCAUCCUAAGACUCGAAGCCAGGACAGGACCUGGAAAAAUUAUAUGGUGUGAACGGCAUGUCUGUGGAUGAGAAGCCUGACUCCCCCAUGUAUGUGUAUGAGUCCACAGUCCACUGCACCAACAUCCUCCUGGGCCUCAAUGACCAGCGGAAAAAGGAUAUUCUCUGUGACGUGACUCUGAUAGUGGAGAGGAAGGAGUUCCGAGCCCACCGGGCUGUGCUGGCCGCAUGCAGUGAAUACUUCUGGCAGGCUCUGGUUGGACAGACGAAACAUGACUUGGUGGUCAGCCUGCCUGAAGAGGUCACUGCCAGGGGCUUUGGGCCGCUGUUACAGUUUGCCUACACUGCCAAGCUGUUACUCAGCAGAGAAAACAUCCGCGAGGUCAUCCGCUGUGCUGAGUUCCUGCGCAUGCACAACCUGGAGGACUCCUGCUUCAGCUUCCUGCAGACCCAGCUCCUGAACAGCGAGGAUGGCCUGUUUGUGUGCCGAAAGGACACCGCGUGCCAGCGCCCACACGAGGACCAUGAGAACUCCGCGGGAGAGGAGGAGGAAGAGGAGGAGGAGACGAUGGAUUCAGAGACAGCCAAGAUGACUUGCCCCAGGGACCAGAUGCUUCCAGGCCCCAUCAACUUUGAGGCCACUGCCAUCCCAGUAGCAGAGAAAGAAGAGGCCUUGCUACCUGAGUCCGACGUGCCCACGGACACCAAGGGGAGCUCAGAAAAGGAUGCACUGACCCAGUACCCUAGAUACAAGAAAUACCAGCUUGCAUGUACCAAGAAUGUCUAUAAUGCAUCAUCACACAGUACCUCAGGUUUCGCAAGCACAUUCAGUGAAGAAAACCCUGGCAACAGCCUCAAGCCAGGGCUUGCCAUGGGGCCGAUCAAAAGUGAGCCACCCAGCGAAGAGAACGAGGAAGAGAGCAUCACGCUCUGCCUGUCCGGAGAUGAGUCUGACAUCAAGGACCGAGUCGGGGAUGUCGAGAUGGACCGCAAACAGCCCAGCCCUGGCCCCGCCCCCGCCCCCACCACCCCCACCGGAGCCACCUGCCUGGAGAGAUCCAGGAGCGUGUCCUCGCCUUCCUGUUUAAGGUCUCUAUUCAGUAUAACAAAAGGUGUGGAGUUGUCUGGCCUACCCAGUACAUCUCAGCAGCACUUUGCCAGGGGUUCAGCGUGCCCUUUUGACAAGGGGAUCACUCAGGGUGACCUUAAAACUGACUACACCCCUUUCACAGGGAAUUAUGGACAGCCCCAAGUGGGCCAGAAGGAUGUGUCCAACUUCACGCUGGGGUCGCCCCUCAGGGGGCCUGGGUUGGAGGCUCUCUGUAAACAGGAGGGAGAGCUGGACCGGAGGAGUGUGAUCUUCUCCUCGAGCGCUUGUGACCAAGUGAGCACUUCGGUGCAUUCGUAUUCUGGGGUGAGCAAUUUAGACAAAGACCUCUCCGAGCCGGUGCCAAAGGGUCUGUGGGUGGGAGCUGGCCAGUCCCUCCCCAGCUCACAGGCCUACUCCCACAGCGGGCUGAUGGCUGACCACUUGCCAGGAAGGAUGCGGCCCAACACCAGCUGCCCGGUGCCAAUCAAAGUCUGCCCUCGCUCACCCCCGCUGGAGACCAGGACCAGGACUUCCAGCUCCUGCUCCUCCUAUUCCUACGCAGAGGAUGGGAGUGGGGGCUCACCCUGCAGCCUCCCUCUCUGCGAGUUCUCCUCCUCACCCUGUUCCCAGGGAGCCAGAUUCCUUGCCACGGAACAUCAGGAGCAGGGCCUGAUGGGAGAUGGAAUGUACAACCAAGUCCGACCCCAAAUUAAAUGUGAGCAGUCUUACGGAACCAACUCCAGCGAUGAAUCUGGAUCGUUCUCAGAAGCAGACAGUGAGUCGUGUCCUGUGCAGGACAGGGGCCAGGAGGUUAAACUUCCUUUUCCUGUAGAUCAAAUCACAGAUCUUCCAAGGAACGAUUUCCAGAUGAUGAUUAAGAUGCACAAGCUAACCUCAGAACAGUUAGAGUUCAUUCACGACGUCCGGCGGCGCAGCAAGAACCGCAUCGCAGCUCAGCGCUGCCGCAAGAGGAAACUGGACUGUAUUCAGAACUUAGAAUGUGAAAUCCGCAAAUUGGUAUGUGAGAAAGAAAAACUGUUGUCGGAGAGGAAUCAACUGAAAGCAUGCAUGGGGGAACUGUUAGACAACUUCUCCUGCCUCUCCCAGGAAGUCUGCCGAGACAUCCAGAGUCCCGAGCAGAUCCAGGCCCUGCACCGGUAUUGCCCUGUCCUCAUCCCCAUGGAUCUCCCUGGAGCCUCCAGUAUUAACCCCACUCCCUUGGGUGUUGAGCAGAACCUUGCAGCCUCCCAGUGUGUGGUGGGGGAAAGUGUGCCCUGCUGCUUGGAGCCAGGUGCGGCUCCCCCCGGGCCCCCUUGGGUCCCCAGCAACGCCUCUGAGAAUUGUACCUCUGGGAGGAGGUUGGAAGGUACUGACCCAGGAACCUUCUCUGAGAGAGGACCUCCUCUUGAACCCAGGAGCCAGUCAGUGACCGUGGACUUCUGCCAGGAAAUGACUGACAAGUGUACGACUGAUGAACAGCCCAGGAAAGAUUACACCUAGUGACUCGGAUCUGCCUCCCAGUCCUCACACCUCUCCCAUCCAGGUGUUCUUCAGUCAGCCUAUGGCACUGUUCAUCUGUUGUCUUGAAGAACCAAGAAUGAAUUUGGUGCACACUACAGUGGUCUUAGCAGCAAUACUGUUCUGAAGUAUUCCCUCCUCUCUUCAAGCAGGAGUGACAGAGUUACCUUCACAAUGGUGCUACCCCUUGCUCAGGCAAGGAAAGACAACAGUGCGACACUGUCUGUCUGUGGGUUAAUUUCAGUCUUCACAGGGAUAGACUACAACACCUCGAGGACCCAACCACGGAUUUUUUUUCUCAGUGGCCCAUGUCACAAACCCUAUCUCAGGAAUUUCUUCUGAAUGUUCAAUUUUUUUCAUUGAAGACAGCUUCUAUACACAUCAAAAUUUUAUAGCUAGACUGUACAUAUUAUAUAUAAUAUAUAUAAAGUAUAUAUAUAUAUAUAUCCAUAUGCAAAAGUCCUGCAUGCCUCAAUUUUCUCAAAACUGGAAACUUCAUUUCUCAUUUAUAAACAGGUUCCAACAUUCCUCUUCUUUUGUCUCUGAUGCUUAAAACCAGUUUGGUAACUGUUAACAUUUUUCUUGCUUCACAGUUCAAUUUCAAUUUGUGCUUAUUUAUGGAUAAAAUUCAAUGUUGGAAGCUUUUCAAGGUUUUAUUUUAGACCCUUAUUUUGUUUGUUUAGUUUGGUUUGGGCACCGCCAGGUGGUGUCUUGUGAGCAUCGUGGGUUUGUUCUCCGUUUUUGUUUUGUUUUGUUUUGUUUUGUUUUUCCUUGCAGAUACUGUACAGUAAUGGUCAACUUUGCCACUUGCACUGAGUCUUGGGUCAAACCUAUUUUCUUAAAUGAAGUUGUAACUUCAGUAUAACUCAAGUAUACUGUAUAUUCUUUGCUUUUAGUUUAAAAAGUAAAACAUUUUAGCUAAUUUAAAAAAGCACUCAGGUGAUAAUUAUGUAGGAAAAACAAUCUUGCCAAAUAAUGAAUUCAUCCUAGGAUGUUUAGACAAUAAUCUGCUUGAAUAUUUUUAUAUUUCACCUCGUCCCCACCUUUCCCUAAGUAAAGUUUAACUGCAGAUAAAAGAGUUCAGAGUUGAUGCUGGAUGUUCAGAUUCCUGGGUGGGGAGAGAGUUUGGACAUCUCACUCAAAAUUGCAUCAAAGUAGCAGGAAUCUAUGAUUUCGCACCAGAACUCAGCAGGCAAAGGCUCCUAGAAAUCAAGCUAGAACUGUUUUCUUUCCCAGGGAGUAGGCUCAUCCAUUUCAGCACUUCAUUAGCUUGCUCUUGGAAGUGUUAUGCAGUAGGACCUUCUCCUUUGAAGGACCAACCAUCGGCUUUCCUGCCUGGGAUUGGUCUCCCAGGACAUCUCCCCUGAGGGAAUUUGAGUCGCAGCCUGAGGGUCCUGUUUAAGAGGCAGCUCCCUGAAAGUAGGAGAGAGCAUGGCAGACUCAAGCCUGAGAUCCAUCCCUGAUGCGGACUAACACAUUUCUUCUCCUUUCCUUCUCCUAAUGCUAAGUUGUAUUCUGAAGCUUUUUGCCAGUCUCCUGUCUGAAGGCAGCUUCAUUCAGAGGCUUUGGAGGAGACAUCACCAGGAGUCCUCUCUGCCCCUCUUCCCAAACACACACACAUACAUACACCCUACCCUCACCUGAUGAUCAUUUUCUUCUCUUGCUGCAAAACUGGUUGGCUUGCAACCCAGAGAGAGCAGCUUCCCUUGGCUCUGGAGGCAUCCUGGCCCCUGGCCAUGUUUACAGGAAGGUGUGCCCCAAGGAAGAGGAAUCAGCUCCCUCCUUCCAGUGGUCCCAUCUCCUCUCACUAAGCAGCCUGAAGGUCACUUCAGCCUGGCUGUAAAAGAGAGUCCAGAACAGUUUGAUGUGGGAAUGGGGUGGUGGGCAGUGGGAAUAGAUGGUUGACUUUGUUUCUUUUUUGUGCCAUUGUUUGGACAAUAUUAAAGCUGCAUGUAAAAGGAGAAAUUAGUAUAUGAUUAGUAGGCGAAAAGUGAAAUCAUAGUAACAUAUGUUUUAGUAUUAACUUUUUUCUGUACAAAUAUUAGCACUAAAUGUUUAAAUAUGUAUGAAUGCCAGAAAUUUGUUGGUUCAUGCAGUAGGAUUUAAAAAAAAAAAAAAGGCUUUUCUUUUAAAAUAGUUCCACUUUUGAAACCUGCCUCUGGAUUUUCGUUUCUCCGUGUGUGUGUGUGUGUGUGUGUGUGUGUGUGUGUGUGUAUACGCACACACAAACUUGUCAAAGACAGAUUUUAAUAGAGCUCUGUGUUGGAGCUACUGUCUUUUGUUACAGUUGUUGGAAUUUCUCAGCCUCGUAGAACAGCUCUGUGCUUCACCGGGAGGUUUGCCUUUGUGGAAAACUGGUGACAGCUAGAAUUUUAACUCAAUGUGAAUCAUGUGACACUUCACAGGUGUGUGUUAUGGUGCAAGAGUCAGCAGACAGUAUUUUUUUUUUAACUCUCCCAUUGCCUUUUUAAGUGACCUCUCCUCUUCUUUUAAAAAAGGAAUGUCUUCUGCUCAUAACUAACCAGGUGCAGACCAGCUUCUUUGCUUGAUUUACCCUGGUAACAACUCAUGUGCAACUGGUAGUCUUGACCACAUUCCAUCUGUUUCCCCAGGUUUCUGUUGUUCAGUAGCCCAGACCUGAGUGGCAGCCAUUUCCGGGAGGGGAGGGGUCUCUUUUUCUCUUCACCCUAACUCAACCUUCAUUUCCCUCCCAUCAGCCUCGGCCUCACAUUUCUUCCUCUUCCCCUACCCAACCUCUGCCAUGGGAACUGGCUUUUAAAAAAAUGUUUAAAAAAACAGUCAUUCUACUUCUUAAGUAUUUUUAACUAGUUAUUUCAUUCAUUAGCCACAACAAACAGUGACUGAUUUUAUGUAAUUGUUCAUGUGAUAGUCUGUGUCUUUUGCUAUUCUGAAUCAUUGUUUGUCAGAAAUAUUUCUGUCUCAAUUCAAAGGGAGGUCUUGCUGGGGACCAGAAUCCAAAUUGCCUCAAAGUGGAAUUGAAAAACCCAGUCUGUCUUCUUUAUCUGGGAUCCCUUAGUCAACCUCAUGCCUUUUAUUAAAAGGAAAAGCAAGUGAACAGCAAAGAAUAAAUGUUUGCACAACAAGGUAACAUUUUUAAGAGUUCUUCCUUACAAAAAUAAAGAACACUCCAAUAGUGGGCUCUUUGGGAGGAUCUCUGUGACAGCCUGGUUGCAUUUCCAGAUGGUCAGGAUAGGAAUGGAUUGUGGUGGUAGGGCCAGUGCAGGUGACCCCAAGACUAUUUAACAUCCCACCUAAAUCUAGUCCUCUCUGGGGAUCCAUCUUUGUCCUAUUUGUGUCUCCAGACCACCUCCCUUCAUUCAGGUUGGUCAGGCUUUGGGCAGGUGAGUGCUUUGCUAUAUGUCUUUGUUUCUCUGCGUUAUCUGGGGGUGCCUUGAAUAAAAUCAAACUUCAUUACAUACUGAUUCUGGAACAAAAAUGGUUUUUAAAACUUUUUAAAAGAAAAGAAAAAGCUGGCAAAGUUACUAGGCCAUCCUGCUACUUCUCUUCCGAGUUCCCAUAACGAUGACUCAGGCGUCAGAGGUGAUGCUGCAGUAGAAAAUGUUAUUUUGUAUGUUGUACAAAGUAAUUUAUUGACUGUCUUUCUAAAAGUAUGCUGCUUUUUAAGAUGCACUAUAAUUUUGGAUUUAAUCCUUGUAUAGCUUUUCCAAGGAAGUAAAAAAAAAAAAAAAAAAAAGGCUAGUGACUAGUAUGCCAACUGCCACUUCUCCUUAAAAAGGAGCUCGGGGACCAAGCUACAGGACUUUCAUGAGAGGACUGGCUAAAACCUACAUAUUCUCUUUUAAUGUUUAUGAUUGCCAUUAAAGAAGAGAGAAGAAGGAGAAGCAGCAACAACAAACAUGGAUUUGAAAAUCGUAAGCCUUUAAGAAACCUCAAAGUCCUGCCCCAGGAAGCUGCUCUGCAUCCAAUGGAGUAGUAUUUUCCUCUCAAAAUGAGUCAAAGCCUGCAAAGCUUUCUAUAGAACAUAGCAAACUGCUUCUAUACACCAUGCCCCAUUUAAACUAGGAGCUGUUUUAUAAGUGACUUCAAACUGCUCCGCUAUUGCUUACAGUUCAGGAGGACUCUUCAGAUCUGGAAAGAUCUGGGUAAAAAUUAAGUUUUGUCCUCGAAUCAUGGGAAAACAGACUAGAGAUCCAGAUUUUCUUUAAAGAAGAAAGCUAUUCACUGUAUCAUGAGUUAGUGUUUCUUCCCAAAUUCGGGAUCUUCUUGUAGGUCCAAUUUUUGGCAAGUCAGUUGAGAUGCCCUGUGUCAAGUUGGUAUUCAUAAAGGAAAUCUGUGUGCAUGGAGGCAUUUUGUGUCCAAAGUGUAUGUUUUAAUACUGCCCGAGCCAUCUAAUGACCCAAGCAUCCAAGACUGAUGCUGUAGAAUAGAAUAUAUUUGUACACAAAUAGCGUGUGCAAAUAGUAUUUGUAUAUAGAAAAGUCUUCUUGUGGCAGAUUGAGGAUAAAUUAUUCAACCGAUGGUGCAAAAACAUUACUUGCAAAGAGAAGUAAGUGUAUAGUAUUUUCUUACACUCCACUCUGGGUCAUAAUUAUUUAUAUCAAAUGAAUAUCAGUACAUUUUAAUCGUAGUAUGAAAAUGAUGCUGCCAUUUUGUGAAGAAUACCCACUUGGUUGCAAAGGCCAACUUUUGUAGCUUUGAUUUAAUGUUGUGACAUGGUGUGUGCAUUUCACUAUUAAGCAAUGAACAAACAACUCUGACUUUCAUUUUCAUUCCAGUUUAUUGACCUCAGAUAAAACAGUGGCCCUUGGUAGAAGCAGAAGUGCACCAAGACCAUUAAUUUCAGGUAGACUCACAUUCAGUGCCAAAUGCUCCCAUGGGGAUAAUCGAACAUGGAUAUCAGGAAAGAGUGAAGGGACUUGGACAAAGAGAGCUUUUCCUAUGUUUGAUGCUAAGUCUUCUACCAAAACAUGUCUGGAGGCAGAACAGUGCAUUUUGUGUGUGCAAAUGCUAGAAUGUCCAUUCAUACUCUGACAAAAGAACAUGGCACUUCUAGUGAGUUAUCAGGAAGAUGGCAAAUGCAUUUGGGAGCUUCGGGUGCUUGUUAGACACAGUGAGCCAAUCAAGGCAAGAGGGCCUGUGAGAAUUUGUUCCAGAACCAGUCUGAUGCAAGUGCACCUCUAAUAUAUGCCUUACAAACUCCAGAGGCCAUAUUCAAAACAGGGUCUUCUCAGCGUAUGCAAGGGGCUGCAGCCCCUCUUCCCUUCCCCCCAGGUCGAACAAUACGGACAGUUUUCACACAUAUCUACCUGUAUAACCCUCUGUACCUCUCAUAACUGGUCAACGACUGUAACAGGUUACAUCAGGUGUUUUUCUACAUACUUUUUACACAGAUUCUAUGCGAUUAAUGUAACUUAAUUCAAUGCAUCAUUUUAUUGUACUAGUUCUUAGGCUUGUCCUUAUUUUUGUUUUCUAAGUGAUUGUGGUUUUUCUUGUGGUUUUUAUUGUAAAGAUGAAAUGGCGGUUGAUGCUUAUUAUCUGUAACUAAGAAUUUUUACCUUUUUGGGGAAAACAUUGUUAUGAACUAAUGAAUUGAAACUUCAUUUACUCAUUGUAAAUACACUAUUGUGCAAAAAAAAAAUUCACUCAGUUGAAUUGCUAGUGUUAACUGAAUUUUGUCUAGACACCAUUUCUGUUGAUGAAAUAAAGACAUAUCAUUAUGCAUUGUAAA